AUGGAGGAGGAGGAUGUUCCGACGCUGAUCCAGACUACUGCGGUCGCUGAAAGUAUUUUGGACACUAAUGCCCCCACCGUGCCCCUGACAAUCAUCUGCGGGUUCUUGGGUGCGGGCAAGUCCACGCUGGUCAAACGCAUCUUGACCGAACGUCAUGGGUACCGCAUCGCGGUCAUUAUGAACGAGUUCGGCGACACUGCUGAUAUCGAAGCUAAAACGAUCAAUGUCUCUUCCGCUGAGGAUCCAAGCGCGCAGUCGGAAGAGUUUCUUGAGCUUGCAAACGGCUGUCUGUGCUGCAGCAUCAAGGACACAGGCAUCGCCGCGAUUGAGAAGCUGAUGCAGCGCAAGGGCGCUUUCGACCAUAUUUUGCUUGAGACCACUGGUCUUGCAGACCCAGGGCCCAUUGCAUCUAUGUUCUGGCAGAACGAGGAGUUCGCUAUGGGCUUGGGUCGAGACAUCCAUUUAGACGGUGUCGUCUGUGUAGUCGACGCAGUAUUUGGUCGACAGCAAAUGGAGGAAGACCAUUCAGAAGAGGGUAAGGGCGAGAGCGUCAGGCAAAUUGCUGGAGCAGACGUCAUCCUGCUGAACAAGAUCGACCUCGUCGUUCGUUCGCAGCUCGAAGAGACCGAGGACAUGAUCCACAGCAUCAACCCUAUCGCUACAAUAUAUCGCACGAUCAGGGGCGAAAUUGACCUUAAAAACAUCAUGGGAAUAGAUGCGUAUUCCUCACGUCCACUCACGCAAGUGCAAAGCGACCUGUUGCAUAUACAUCACCAUCAUGACCAUGACCAUUCGGACCCGGAUCACACCCAUGGCCCUACUCACUACGAGAUACGCGGCAUAUCCAGCCUGCAAAUCGACUGUCCAGUGAUCUCAGCAUCUCACAUAGAUAAACUCGACGAAUGGAUUAGGAGCGUCCUGUGGGAGCACCGGCUGCCAAGAGAGCCUGCCAAAUCCGAGCAAUCACCCGAGCCGAAGCUGGAGAUCCUGCGGUGCAAGGGGAUGAUUGUAACCGACUCGGGCGAUACAUUCGUCUUGCAGGGCGUGCGGAAUCUGUACGAGAUCACGAAGGUGGAGGACAGGGAGAUUGCGGAUGCGGGCAUUCCCGAUGAAGGCAAGAUCAUUCUUAUAGGGAAGGGGCUGGACGAGAAGGUGCGGCGUAGUUUAGAAGACGUUCUGCGGCUGUAA
This is a messenger RNA of Laetiporus sulphureus 93-53, 1188 nucleotides long. Its product is annotated as cobW-domain-containing protein. The record is from RefSeq and is a predicted model, not a curated record. Lineage: Eukaryota; Fungi; Basidiomycota; Agaricomycetes; Polyporales; Laetiporaceae. Gene Ontology annotation, cellular component: cytoplasm. The coding region runs from base 1 to 1188 and encodes 395 amino acids. The transcript is spliced from 8 exons.